Molecule: messenger RNA, 1296 nt
Organism: Amblyraja radiata (thorny skate)
Lineage: Eukaryota; Metazoa; Chordata; Chondrichthyes; Rajiformes; Rajidae
Product: calcium/calmodulin-dependent protein kinase type 1D
Exons: 8
Biological process (GO): protein phosphorylation
Molecular function (GO): ATP binding; protein kinase activity
Source: RefSeq, a predicted model, not a curated record
CUUCCCAGGGUAUCGGGGGGUGAGCUGUUCGACCGCAUCGUGGAGAAGGGAUUCUACACGGAGAAAGACGCCAGCACGCUGAUCCGGCAAGUCUUGAACGCCGUCCAGUAUCUCCACAAAAUGUGUAUUGUCCACCGGGACUUGAAGCCAGAAAACCUCUUGUACUUCAGCCCGGAUGAAGAGUCUAAAAUAAUGAUCAGCGACUUUGGUUUGUCCAAGAUGGAGGGUUCGGGUGACGUCAUGUCCACCGCCUGCGGUACCCCCGGCUAUGUUGCUCCAGAGGUCCUUGCCCAGAAACCCUACAGCAAGGCGGUCGAUUGUUGGUCUAUCGGAGUCAUUGCCUAUAUUCUGUUGUGUGGCUAUCCGCCAUUCUACGAUGAAAACGACUCCAGACUCUUUGAACAGAUACUGAGGGCAGAAUACGAGUUUGACUGUCCAUACUGGGACGACAUCUCUGAAUCUGCGAAAGAUUUCAUCAAACGCUUGAUGGAGAAAGACCCCAACAAACGCUACACGUGUGAACAAGCUUUGAGACACCCGUGGAUCGCGGGAGACACGGCGCUGAACAAGAACAUCCACGAAUCGGUCAGCGCACAGAUCAGGAAGAACUUUGCCAAGAGCAAAUGGAGGCAAGCGUUCAACGCCACCGCUGUGAUCCGCCACAUGAGGAGACUACACCUGGGCAGCAGUCAGGACGGAUCGAGUGGCCACGCACACGCCAACCGCAAUCCCGCCGUCCCGCUGCCCGGCACCACGGCCCUCAAAGAUUGUGUCCCUCCUACCGCGGUCUGCAGUAACGCAUCUACUGCGCCCACUCCAACUGUUCUUUCGGACCAGCAGCCGAGAUCGACCUCAGUGACCACAGUCCUCACCGCGAGCGAAUGACGAGCGGCCUUUAACGUAAAUCAGUAAUGGGGAACAACUUCACUGUGAUGCAUCCCACAAUCCAAGCGACUUCACCCUGCAUGUGCACUGAGUUCUCGAGGGAACCCAGGGUGGAUUUAUAAAGGCCAUAUUUUAUACUGUUUAACUCUUAUAUAAUACGUGUUCCAUAAACUGCAUUGAAUCAUGUGCUGAUGGAUUUAAUGGUAUCUGGUGCUGUGCAUAUCAUCCCGCGAUGUUUCCUUCGCCAUAUCUCACGUCUAUGGUUCGUGCCGUCCCUUAGCCAUCGUUUUUCUCAGAAACACCAGCCUUUGCCCUGGACGUCCAUUCUCCAAGGAGCAAGAGCAACGCAAGCCAUCGUCUAUCACUCCUUCGAUUCCUCCCGUUCCUCCUGGAACUUCGAGGAAAACCCUA